Fundulus heteroclitus (mummichog) is the source of this 743-nucleotide messenger RNA. RefSeq names its product ly6 domain containing, pigment cell (gene lypc). The transcript has 3 exons. The coding region runs from base 253 to 636 and encodes 127 amino acids. The record is from RefSeq and is a predicted model, not a curated record. Lineage: Eukaryota; Metazoa; Chordata; Actinopteri; Cyprinodontiformes; Fundulidae.
UGUCCCAACUAGACAAAGAGGACGAGAGCGAGGAAAAGCUCAGGUGAUCUGAAGACAGAAAUGCCGAAGAAACAACCUUUUAUCAGAUUAAUGAGAAUAUAAAAAGAAGUCAGCAAAAGUAGAGCAGAAAUCUAAUUAGAGAAUGAUCUAGAGGACGUAUCAGAUCACGUUAGAGGUGCAGCAUCCUGGGAAGGGGUUCCUUUAGUGCCGCUCCUGCUGGAAAACUGAGCAGACGGAUUUUAAGGAAGGACCAUGACUCGUUUACAGCUUCUAAUUGGACUCCUGAGUUGUCUUCAUUUGGCAGGGUCCUUGAUGUGCUACACCUGUGUGUUUCCAGCCAUUUCUCCCAUGGACUGCUUGAAGUUUCCCCUGGAGUGUCCUGCAGGCCAGCGCUGCCUCUCCAGUGUGGCCACUGGAAGGCGAGGCGCUGUACAGCUGACGAUAUAUGAGAAGAGCUGUGCUGUACCCACGCAGUGUGGCCGGGCCGGACAGAAGUACACCUCUGGGGUUUACUUUAACUACUCCAACGACUGCUGCGACACGGACCUUUGCAACGGAGCCGGGUCUGUUGGUGCGCUCAGCUGGGGGGGAGCGGUGCUCUGCCUGCUGCCUGCAGUCGCCCUCCUGCUGGCCUGAGCAGCUGAGGUUAAGUCAGAACCAUCAGAGCCACGGACCCUCUCUGUCUUUAUGAAUCCAUUUCAGAAGAGAGCGGCUGAGGCUUGAAAGGAAGAGGGGGGUUUCUU